Molecule: messenger RNA, 1086 nt
Organism: Symbiodinium natans
Lineage: Eukaryota; Dinophyceae; Suessiales; Symbiodiniaceae
Source: the annotation of a GenBank genome assembly
AUGGACAAAGGGUCUUUGGCGGCACUUGUACAGGAGAAGACCGCUGACAUGGAUACUUCUGGAUCUCUGCAAGCAAACACCACCUGUUGCCUCGAAGAAAGACAGCGAUACCGGGUCAUCAACACCUUAAGUUCAAUGGCAGGCGGCGGCAAGAAGGUCUUCAUACCCUACCGAAACUCAAAGCUGACCCGCGUCCUGCAGGAGUCCCUGGGAGGGAACGCGCUGACCACCAUGAUGGCCGCCAUCUCGCCCUCGAAGACAAACUGUGAGGAGACGCUUUCCACGCUGAACUACGCUGCCCGUGCAAAGUUUAUCAAGCUGAAUGCGUCCAAGAAUGAGGAGGCGGAGCAUCUGUCGAAGCUUGAAGAGGAGGUCGAGAUGCUGCGCGCGAAGUUGGCUGAAGCCGAGCAGGCGAAGAUUCACAUCGACACUUCUCGCUACACAGACCAGAUCGAGGAGAUGGAACGCUUCAUGAAGCAGACGUGGGAGGAUAAGGAGCGUGACACGCAGAAGCACGAGGAGCAGCGGCGAGCUUUAGAAUUGGAGGCGCAGAAGAUUCGGGAGCGCGCCAAUGCCGAACAGCGGCGGCGGCUGAAGCUACUGGAGGACAACUGCGAUCUGGAGCUGACGCUGCAGGAGCUGAUGAGCGUCGAAGGUGGCGAAGCUUUCAACACUUGGCCGGCACAGAUCGCCGCGGUGCUGGAGAAGGAGCAGCGGGUGGCUGCGCAAUGUCGCGCUGUCGCUGUGUGCAAGGAUGCCGCGAUGCACGAUGUGGACACGUGGAUGGAGCGCAUGGGCAAAGGAGACGAGGAAGACAGUGCCGGUGACAGGAUGCUUUUGCACCAAGCUGAGCGCAAGGCAGCCGCUUCUGGCAUGCGCACCAACCUGGACAUGGACCGGUCGACGGACCGACCAGAGCACUUCUCUCAUGCUGAGGGUGUGCAAGAUCAACAAAGAAGAACCGCGUGGUGGCGCUACCGCUGCUGCGGGUGCCACAAGAACGCCGGUGUGCACCGGCAGUUCAUCCCCGGACAUUGGAGCCCUUUGCACCUCCGGCUCAGCGAUCAAGACUCUGCGAGAGCUUGA